Molecule: messenger RNA, 2412 nt
Organism: Beauveria bassiana ARSEF 2860
Lineage: Eukaryota; Fungi; Ascomycota; Sordariomycetes; Hypocreales; Cordycipitaceae
Product: MIZ zinc finger protein
Exons: 2
Coding region: 1-2412 (803 amino acids)
Biological process (GO): protein sumoylation
Molecular function (GO): zinc ion binding; SUMO ligase activity
Source: RefSeq, a predicted model, not a curated record
AUGCCUUCCAACACGCCACCAAUACCUCCCAUCACGGCACCCUCCAUACCCGACCUCUGUCAGCAGCCCUUCCCCGGCGCCGUGUCCGCCAUGGCAACAACCUCCCAGCCGCGGCCAACGGCCAUCGAAGUACCACCAGCCUUGCCGCGACCUGGCUUUAUGUUUCGUGCAGACGGAGUCUUAUCCGAUGACGCUCCCUUGGUAUUUUCGGAAUGGAGUGGUAGGGUUGAUCAGUUGAUCAACAACAUCGAUACUUUACAACAGAGCCAUGAACUCCUUCGAGAGCGUUGCUUGCUCUUGUCUGCAGCCUGCAAGAAACACGACAUCACCUACAUCGUCAUGCAUCACAUAUAUUGUAUCUGGUCACACAGCAAACAACACGCUUAUCAAAUCAUGCUGCCGUUUGCGCCUGAUGCGAUAGACAGCGCAUUCGCCGCCCUCUCGCUGCUUGUUAAAACCAACGACGCUCUUUCACCUGCGCAACUCGACUGGUUUCACCGCUUCCCUGCCCAAACUUUUGACUCAUUCGUUCCUUCACCGAUUCUAGUACGGGUAAUAAAAGAUAUCUUGCGCCUUCUUUCGGCAUUUGCAGCGCAUUGGCCAGACUUUCGGGCACGCAUCAUAUCCCGCAGCUUUCCCGCUCUUGUCUGCGAAAUGAGAGACGUGCUACAAUGCUCGUCAUAUAUCGUGCAAAACAUCAUCUUCCAUACCAGUCGCCGGCUUUUAGGCUGCCCGGAUGGCUAUCUCAUGGAUGUUUUCCAGAAUUCCUUCGAUCGUGACCGGAACUUCGAGUCGGCCAUUUCUUUUAAUCGCUUUACGCCAGACCAUAUUCAGCAGACAAGGCAAGCAUUAGUGAUGAACUAUUCUGGAUUGAUUGCGCACAUACGCUCUCAAGCGCACAGCAUCUCCCACGUCUUACAGUCUCUAGAUGCUCCCGGUGCUCAUACGGCAAGAGAAUCAGCUGUGGCUCAUACACCUAGGUCAUCAGCUGUACAGCCAAAUGAUCAGACCCAACUCAAUCAAAUGCCGGUAGUUUCAGCUAGUGUGCGCUUUCUCGGAUCAGGUAACAGUACAUUCGUGUGCUCCUCACCGAAUCAGCCCUUUCAGUCUUCUGGCCAAACAAUACAUCCUUUCAACGGCACACACUCACCAAUCCCGGUUCCGCCCCGAGCCCAGCCUCGUAACAUACCAAAUAUUAUGCCUCAGCACGUUCAGCCUACUGUACCUUUGAAAACGAAUUCAGCUUCAAGCUUGGCUGCAUUCUUGGAGGCGGCACCCGGCAAAGUGUUCAGGCGGAUACCUGAAUCGGAGUAUCCCCAGAGUGCCUAUGGCUUGCCAUCACUAAUGGUCGGCUUGCAUUUGGCACGACAGCGUAGCCCUAGGCGGGUGCCCCUCGACAAUGGGCCCAUGAGGUACUAUCAAUAUGUCGACAAUCUCGUUCUUCAGCCUAUAAGGCUAGAAGUGAGCAUGAAGUUGAACAAGAUUGAAUUCUCGCUAUCAAAACAUCAACUUCAGAGAAUACCAGUGCGCCAGGAAUCCGACAUUCGCAGUCUACCGGUCGUGAGGUUCGAAGACAACACUCUGCGUUUCAGAGUGCGUGUCUGCCGAUUUCCAUCAGGGUAUAAUGAGAUGAGCGAGUCAAAGUGGUUACAAGCAGGCACAUUUUGGCCAGAACAGAUGCACGUCAUGAUCAACUCGAUUCCAUGCCUCUUGAGUCGCAAACAACACUUCCAUACAGACUUGCCUGUUGAGAUCACCACUAACGUGAAAUCUGGUGAUAACGAGCUUCAUGUUAGCUUGCCAUCGCUGUCUCAGAACGAGGUCGGGUACGACUACUUUAUUGGAGUCGAGAUAGUCACCACGCAAAAGUAUGCAUCUGUGUGGCGCGCUAUCAAUACUAAACCUCGUUCUUCUGCCGACGCGACGAGAGACGCGAUCAAGCACCGCUAUAGGCUACACGAUACUGACGAGGUCGCUCUGCUCAGUAGUACCUGGAAAGUCUCCAUCUGCGACCCCAUCAGCUCAAAGAUGUGUGACACUCCUGUUCGCGGCAUCGACUGCAAACAUUUUGAGUGUUUUGAUCUCGAAAACUGGUUGCAGACCCGUCCACUGAAGCCCGGGGCGUCACAAACCGAACCAUGCCUAGUCGACUGCUGGGCCUGCCCGAUUUGUGGCGGUGAUGCGAGGCCGAACCAACUGCGCAUCUGCGACUAUUUUUCCGAUGUUGUGAAACAGUUGCGCGAGGCAGGCAACUCGGAGAUGAGAACCAUUGUCAUAAGUGAAAAUGCCGAGUGGCAACCGCUGGUUGAAAUAUCUUAUUACCAAAAACAAGAAAGUCCAUCGGGAGGGCAUCUGCAUCAGUCGCAACAAGCAGCGAAAAAGGUAGAAGUCAUUGAGAUAUUAGACGAUUAG